Molecule: messenger RNA, 742 nt
Organism: Leptonychotes weddellii (Weddell seal)
Lineage: Eukaryota; Metazoa; Chordata; Mammalia; Carnivora; Phocidae
Source: RefSeq, a predicted model, not a curated record
AUGAGGAGGGACAGCCAGGCUGGACGUGCAUGUGGCGCCGUAUUGGGAGAGUUCCUGCAUCCCUGUGAAGAUGACAUAGUUUGUAAAUGUACUACAGAUGAAAAUAAGGUGCCUUAUUUCAAUGCUCCAGUUUAUUUAGAGAGCAAAGAACAAAUUGGUAAAGUGGAUGAAAUAUUUGGACAAAGAGAUUUUUAUUUUUCUGUUAAAUUGUCCAAAAAUAUGAAGGCAUCUUCCUUUAAAAAACUUCAGAAGUUUUAUAUAGACCCAUAUAAACUGCUACCACUGCAGAGGUUUUUACCUCGACCUCCAGGUGAGAAGAGACCUCCAAGAGGUGGUGGCAGGGGAGGUCGAGGAGGAGGAAGAGGCGGAGGUGGCCGAGGUGGAGGAAGGGGUGGUGGUGGUUUCAGAGGUGGAAGAGGAGGUGGAGGUGGAGGCUUCAGAGGAGGAAGGGGUGGUGGUGGUUUCAGAGGGAGAGGACGUUAAGUGUAACAGUUGACAGAGAAACUUCCUGCAUGAUCUACUUCUAUGGAUCAGAAACUUGUUUCUUGAGCAAGUCUUGAAGAACUGGUCAUUUUCUGACAGUCGGACUAAAAUGUCAACGCCAUGCAAAAAUGAGUGCAACAGAAUAGACCGUUUUGCUCUAAAAGAGUAUGAACAAAUGUUUUAAUGUUUUGUACAAUGAUUGGAACUUUGUGGGUGCUUAAUGGGCAGUUUUCAUUUGAAGCAUACUUGGACUUUUUAA